CGGAGGAACAACGGAAGACAAGAUGGAACAGCACUUCCAGUUGGAACCAUUUAACGAUGCCGUUGAUAGUUCGGCGUUGCGCCGUGAGUGGGAAGAGUGGCAUAGAUCAUGCGAGAUAGUCUUGGAGUUAAAGCAGACUGAAUCGCAACAUGAGAAGUUGCUUUUUAUCUUGGCCCGUGGAGGCAGAGGAUUGCAACGUAUCUACUAUAAUUUAGCACCUGUAGUGGGAGAAGUUGUCCCAGAACCUCCUAAACCACCAAUGGCACCAAAAGAAAUUCCGGAGUAUGAUAACGCAGUUAAAAGGCUCAACGCGUUCUUUAUUGGAAAACGCAAUGAAAGGGUUGAGCUAGAGGUAUUCCGCGCGCUAAAACAAAAGCUCGAUGAACCCUUUAACCGCUACAUGCUACGUCUACAAACACAAGCGCGUAGUUGUGAUUUUGGUGCUCGUGAAGAAAAAGAAAUUCUUCAGCAAAUAACUGUUGGGGCUAGCGAUGAGCGAGUAAGAGACAAAGGCCUGGAAGGAGUAAUGGAUUUGAACAAUCUGAUAAAUUAUGCGAUCAAUCGAGAAGUGCUAGUGAAACAAAAAGAAAAAUCUCAUCCCUUUAAGGGAGAAAACAGUGCGCUGGCUAUUAAUUAUACGGCGGAAAGGAAAACGUCAUCGACAGGGAACGAUUUUCGAGGACGAGAUUGGAGGACUGGUUAUAGACCUUCCCAGGAUUGCGGACGAUGCGGCUCAUGGAGGCAUCAAGCGAAGGACUGUCCGGCUAGAAAUUCUCGAUGCAACAAGUGUGGACAGUUGGGACACUUUGCAAGGAAGUGCACAGAAGGGCGAAAUAGGCGUACAACACAGGGAAUCAACCGGUACCGAUGGCAGAAACCGGAAGUGGCUAAUGCAUUGUGUAAUGAAUCGCCCCCGGCUAUAGAAAAGCAACAAAACACCAAUGAUGGAAUGAUUGUGGGACACAUCGAUAAAAUACCGGUAGAGUUCCUUAUCGAUUCAGGAGCAAUGAUAAAUACGAAAACAGAAAAAGUAUGGGGAAAAUUAAUUGGUAGCAGGGCCAAGGUAUUUAACAUGCAGUUUGAAUGUGAUCGCCAGUUCAAUGCGUAUGCAUCUAAAGUCCCAUUGGAAGUGGUGGCUGGUUUUGAGGCAUGGAUUACAAUCAAUGCUGCAAAACCUAAGGUCUACACAGAAUUCUUCGUUAUCAAAGGAGCGAAUCGAUGUUUGCUUUGCAAAAAGACAGCGGAGGAGCUGAAAGUUUUGAAAGUUGGGCUAGAAGUUAAUAUGAUAGGGCAAAAGAAAACACCAUUUCCAAAAUUUCCGGGAAUCCAAUUGAAGCUUGCAAUUGAUGAUACUGUUAUGCCAAAGAAGCUACCUGCCUAAGAAUACCGAUAGCGAUGGAGGAAAAAGUCAAUCAGAAGUUACAGGAAAUGUUAGAAGCAGACAUAAUUGAGCCAGUUAUAGGUCCUGCCAAUUGGAUAUCGCCUAUGGUAGUGGUUCCUAAGGGUAAAGACGACAUUCGUCUUUGCAUAAAUAUGCGAUACCCUAAUAAGGCGUUUCAAAGGGAACACUAUCCUCUCCCUGUAAUUGACACACUUCUCAACAAACUAAAAGGAGCAACAAUAUUUUCCAAGCUGGACAUCACGUCGGCUUAUUACCACAUUGAGCUACACCCGGAUUCACGUGACAUUACAACUUUUAUGACAGGAAGAGGGCUUAUGAGGUUUAAGCGUCUUAUGUUUGGGAUAAACUGCGCGCCUGAGAUUUUCCAGAGAAUCAUGUCUGAGAUGCUAGCGGUUGUUGAAGGAGUUAUCAUCUAUAUAGAUGAUAUUGUCAUAUGGGGGACAUCCAUUACCGAACAUAACACACGUUUGAAGCAAGUGUUAGACAUCUUGGGGAAAAAUAAUGCUACGCUCAACAAAUCAAAAUGUAUGUUUGGGGUUGAGGAGUUGGAAAUCCUAGGAUUCAAAAUUAAUUCGAAAGGCAUAAGGCCAACAGAAGACAAAAUUGCGGCGAUUCAAAGUUCGUAGCUUUUUAGGCUUAGUUAAUUUUGUAGGUCAGUUCAUUCCUCAUCUUUCUUCGCGAACAGAACCUCUAAGAAGUUUUAUCAGAGGUGACAUAGAAAUAUUUGGGGUAGAACAACAUAAAGCUUUUGACGAUCUACGUCAGGAAUUAGCGAACACAGUUCACAGUUUGGGUUUUUUCGAUCCCAAAGAUGCCACAGAUUUAUAUGUGGAUGCAUCGCCAGUAGGUCUUGGAGCAGUGUUAACGCAGAGAAACAGCAAUAAUGAAUCGAGAAUUAUUAGUUUUGCAUCAAAGGGACUUACGGAUACAGAAAAGAUUUACCCGCAAACACAGAGGGAAGCUUUAGCUGUUGUUUGGGCUGUAGAAAAAUUCUACACGUACCUUUUCGGGAUUCAUUUUACGGUGUACACUGACCAUAAAACGUUGGAAUAUAUAUUUGGUGGAAAACACCAAGAAGAGAAACAGGCGUGCACGCGUGCCGAGGGUUGGGCACUGAGGUUGCAACCGUAUGAUUUCACAGUCGUACACGUUCCAGGACAAAGCAACAUCUCGGAUAUUUUA
Anopheles stephensi (Asian malaria mosquito) is the source of this 2584-nucleotide messenger RNA. RefSeq lists its product as uncharacterized. The record is from RefSeq and is a predicted model, not a curated record. The transcript is spliced from 3 exons. The coding region runs from base 23 to 1381 and encodes 452 amino acids. Lineage: Eukaryota; Metazoa; Arthropoda; Insecta; Diptera; Culicidae. Gene Ontology annotation, molecular function: nucleic acid binding; zinc ion binding.